UUAAAUAAAGUCUACAUUUUCAAGGCAGAGCUACAACCACAACCAGGCGAAUCACAAAACCAAGGAAUACCAGACGAGGACUCGGUGACGUAGUUUUCUUCUUGAACAAUUUGAAGAGAAUAACUAGGAAGAAAAAUGCCUGGACGCAAUACAAAUUCUGACGACAACGUGUUUAUGAUUUCACUAUGUGUGGGGCUGGCCUUGCUCAUUGUCCGUGUGUCUGGCCGAUCAUGUGGAAGUCCAGGAGAGAUACUUAAUGGACGCUUUAAUACUGAUGAGGGUGUUCUUUUUGGAGACAAGGCUUAUGCAGUUUGUAAUGAAGGAUUCCAGUUGGUAGGCAGUGGUGUCAGAAACUGCGUUGCUACUGGCUGGGAUGGUGCCAUUCCUAUAUGUGAAAUUGUUAAGUGUCCAAACCCUCCAGAGAUUGUAAAUGGUGAAAUCACAAACCCACCUCAGGGAACUGUCACGUUUGGCACAGUUAUUAUCUACAAGUGUAAUGAAGGGAUUCUGGUGGGUAAUAGGGAGCUUGUUUGCACCAAAGAUGGAAACUACAGUAGUGCUCCUCCAGCAUGUAAAGAUCACAAAGGCUGCCCUUCUGUUCAAGUGGAAAAUGGCAGUAAGGUAGCCGGAUUUGGACCUGAUUAUAACUAUGGGGAUUUCAUUACCUUUGCUUGUAAUCCUGGGUAUAUUCUCAGUGGCACUGACACUGUUACAUGUGGAAUAAAUGGAAUUUGGGAACCUGAACUUCCGACUUGCCAAAAAGCUACAACCACAACAACAACAACCACCACAACCACAGAAGUGCCUCCGACACCCUCUCCUGUGAAAGAAAUCCUCUUCUCCUCCUCGCGCUGCUUCUUAUUAAAUUAA
Acipenser ruthenus (sterlet) is the source of this 870-nucleotide messenger RNA. Its product is annotated as membrane cofactor protein-like. The transcript has 8 exons. The record is from RefSeq and is a predicted model, not a curated record. The coding region runs from base 136 to 870 and encodes 244 amino acids. Lineage: Eukaryota; Metazoa; Chordata; Actinopteri; Acipenseriformes; Acipenseridae.